Oikopleura dioica is the source of this 2022-nucleotide messenger RNA. NCBI's taxonomy places the organism in Eukaryota, Metazoa, Chordata, Appendicularia, Copelata, Oikopleuridae. The record is from the annotation of a GenBank genome assembly.
AUGGGGGAUUCUAGAGAAGAGUCAGAAAGUUCCGAACAGAGCGUUAUGCUGUCAGAUAUCGGCAAAGGCGAAUCAAAAUGGCGACGAUUUCUUUGCUGCAGAUGUUUUGCUCCCUUCAAGAAGCUGAGGAGGAUAUUCUUUACGGCGAAGGGCUUUUUGGUUUGCUUUUCGAUGUAUAUUUUCUUCCAGUCGAUGGUUAGCUCUGGCUACACAGCUGGAGUCUCAACUUCGAUAGAACAAAGAUACUCCCUCAGAUCUUCUGAAAUCGGGACGAUUAUCUCCGCCGGCGAUAUUGGAAGUUUAAGCACCGUCGUUUUCGUCUCUUGGUUUGGUGGGAGCGGCAAUCGUCCCAGAUGGGUGGCAGGAGGCGGCUUCCUCGUCGUCCUGGGUUCCCUCCUCUUCACCCUUCCGCAGCUGAUUUCGGGUCUGUACCAGCCCAGCGGGUCGGACCCAAACAGCAUCGACGGCGACCUGUGCCAGUCAAACUACUCGGUUUUCAAUCCAGACGACUGUCUUAACGUCGGCCCAAAGAACUCGCUUUACAUGUUCAUUUUUCUGCUCGCUAAUUUGAUCAUUGGCAUGGGUGGAAGUCCCAUUUACACUUUAGGGACGACUUAUGUCCACGACGCUGCUCCAGUGAGAUCUGCGCCUGUUUAUGUUUCGGUGGUCUAUCUUGUUGGAGCGAUUGGACCAGCAGCUGGUUAUGUUCUUGCUUCACAAGUCGAAAACCGCUGGGUAGAUCCGUUUCAAGAGCCUUCCGUCAGCCCAGCCGAUACAAGAUGGGUCGGUCAGUGGUGGCUUGGAUACUUUAUCGCCGCUGUUUUCGUUUUCCUCAGCUUGCUUCCCAUGUUUCUGUUCAAAAAGCAGCCGCCUAGCAAUAUCGUCGAGCUCAACUCGUCGGAGAAUUCUGAAUUGAACGAAGAACUCAUCAAUCAAUCGACAACAAGCUCACAGAUGAGCUUUGGGAAUUCUAUAAAAGAUCUGCCUCGAAACCUAAUCAAACAACUGUCAAACAAAGCCUUCACCCUGGUGACUCUCACAAUGUGCUGCGAGUUUACAAUCGUCGUUUCAUUCCUUACUUUUAUGCCGAAAUAUCUUCAAGAACAGUUCUCCAUCGAUUCUUCAAUUUCUGCUUUGCUCUGUGGUGGCGUUCUUUUGCCAGCCGCCGGACUUGGCAUCGUCUUGGGCGGGUAUUUGAUCCGUCGCUUCGAUCUGGACAUGGUCGGCUGUGCGAAAAUGGCCACUUUCACUUCGAUCCUCUCGAUUUGCCUGAUCAUUCCUGUUUUCUUUCUGAAAUGCGGAAGCGCCCCUAUCGCAGGCGUCACGAUCGACUAUCCUACAGAGAGCGAUACGAUUAGCGAUCAUGGGGAGCUGCCGCUCGCCGAAUGCAAUCAAAACUGCGAUUGUAGCGGCGUUUAUCAACCGCUGUGCUACGAGCACGUGACUUUCGUCAACCCCUGUCUUGCCGGCUGCCAGAUGUCAGUCAAUGGCUCCUUUGCUGAUUGCGCCUGUCUUGGCAAUCCCGCUGCGCCAUCGAUACCCACUGGCGCUUGUGAAAAGGACUGUUUCCACAUGAUGGCGCCAUUCCUCGUCUUCGUCUUUGUCGUAACAUGCGUUACUGCUAGUGCCCAGACUCCUGCGAUUAUGAUUACCCUCCGUUGCUGCGCAGAUGAUGAAAGACCGCUGGCGAUGGGUGUCCAGUUCCUCAUCAUGCGACUGCUUGCUUAUAUUCCCGCCCCCAUGUAUUUUGGCGCCGCUAUUGAUAUGGCUUGCAUUCUUUGGGACAAUACUGCUUCUGAAUGCGACGACGAUACAGGCGCGUGCGCAAUUUACAGUCCCGAUAUUUUCCGCUACAUCUACUUCGGCUUGACGAUCGGCGUCAAGCUCCUUGCUUUUCUGCUCGCAGCGGCACUCUGGCGAGAGCUGUUCAGAAGAAAGAAAUGCUCCGAAAACGGAUCUUUGCACGAGUCCACUUCACUGCCGACAAGCGACUCGAUCGUGACCCCAACUGCUGCUUCAUAA